Molecule: messenger RNA, 2112 nt
Organism: Harmonia axyridis
Lineage: Eukaryota; Metazoa; Arthropoda; Insecta; Coleoptera; Coccinellidae
Gene: CCT7
Product: T-complex protein 1 subunit eta
Exons: 5
Coding region: 345-1970 (541 amino acids)
Biological process (GO): protein folding
Cellular component (GO): chaperonin-containing T-complex
Molecular function (GO): ATP-dependent protein folding chaperone; ATP binding; ATP hydrolysis activity
Source: RefSeq, a predicted model, not a curated record
GUCAGAACAGCUGUCAUUGCAUAUUCUAUUUUUAUCUGAACAUUUUGAGUUCUAUAAAAUCUGCUUGAAAAAAAUUAAUUCUAUUCAUUAUGAGAAAAUAAAAAUAAAAAUAAACAGUAUCAGGGAGAUAAUACGUUUUUUUGAAAGAGAGAAUCAAUGUCUAUGGUUCUACUCAUAUGAAUAUAGGAUACUAUUGAUACGAUUACUUCAAUGUCUGUGUUUCUGGGUGCGCUGCAUCGAAUUCAUAAUUUUCAUUCUUUGUAAUAUUAAUGAAAUUUUUGAUAUUUCAAAUAGAAAUCCGCCUUAUCGUUUAAGAAAGAAUUUCUUAAUUUUAAUCCAUCAAGAUGAUGCAACCACAAAUAGUUCUUCUGAAGGAAGGAACUGAUUCUUCACAAGGCAAGCCUCAACUUAUAUCCAAUAUUAAUGCCUGCCAGUCUGUAGUUGAUGCGGUUAGAACCACCCUUGGCCCAAGGGGUAUGGAUAAGCUAAUCAUUGAUAGAAAUGCCAAAGCUACCAUAUCAAAUGACGGUGCAACUAUUUUGAAAUUAUUAGAUAUUGUGCAUCCUGCCGCCAAAACAUUAGUCGAUAUUGCUAAAUCACAAGAUGCCGAAGUAGGAGAUGGAACAACUAGUGUUGUCUUAUUAGCUGGUGAAUUUUUGAAACAAAUUAAACCUUUUGUUGAAGAAGGUGUACACCCAAGAAUUAUAAUCAGAGCUGUCAGAAAAUCUCUCCAACUCUGUAUAUCUAAAACAAACGAACUGGCGGUCAAAAUAAAUAAACAAAAUGCUGAUGAGUUUCGUUCAUUAUUAGAGAAGUGUGCAGCUACAGCAAUGAGUUCCAAACUGAUUAACCAGCAGAGAAAAUUCUUCUCGAAAAUGGUUGUUGAUGCUGUAUUAAUUCUUGAUGAACUUUUGCCUUUAAAUAUGAUUGGAAUUAAGAAGGUUCAAGGAGGUGGUCUAGAAGAAUCUUUAUUGGUUGCUGGUGUAGCUUUCAAGAAGACCUUCUCUUAUGCUGGAUUUGAAAUGCAGCCAAAAAUAUACAAAGAUUGUAAAAUAGCUCUCCUCCAAAUAGAGCUUGAAUUAAAAGCCGAAAGAGAUAAUGCCGAAGUUCGUGUUGAUAAUGUGAGGGAAUAUCAAAAAAUUGUAGAUGCCGAGUGGAAUAUAUUAUAUCAAAAAUUGCAAAAAAUUCAUGAGUCAGGAGCUAAUGUUGUUCUUUCUAAGUUGCCUAUUGGUGAUGUAGCCACCCAGUACUUCGCAGAUAGAGAUAUGUUCUGCGCCGGUCGUGUUCCCGAAGAAGAUCUCAAACGAACCCUUAAGGCCUGUGGAGGAGCAGUUCUUACUACUGUUCACGAUCUUAAUGAUUCUGUUUUGGGAAAAUGUGAUCUUUUUGAAGAACGACAGAUUGGUGGUGAACGUUUCAAUUUCUUCCAAGGCUGCCCCAAUGCAAAAACUAGCACAAUCAUUCUCAGAGGUGGUAGUGAACAAUUUUUGGAAGAGACUGAAAGAUCCUUGCAUGAUGCUAUCAUGAUCGUGAGGAGAACUAUCAAAAAUGAUGCUGUAGUAGCAGGAGGAGGUGCAAUAGAGAUGGAACUGUCUAAAAUGUUGAGAGAUCACUCUAAAAACAUCUUAGGCAAGGAGCAACUUCUAAUUGGAGCUAUAGCUAAGGCCUUAGAGAUCAUUCCAAGGCAAUUAUGUGACAAUGCUGGCUUUGACGCAACAAAUAUUUUGAAUAAACUCCGUCAGAAACAUGCACAGGGACAUUGUUGGUAUGGUGUAGAUGUUAGUAAAGAAGACAUCAAUGACAACUUUGAAACUUGUGUCUGGGAACCAGCAAUUGUUAAAGUUAACGCUUUAACUGCUGCCACAGAAGCAGCUUGUUUAGUAUUGUCUGUAGAUGAAACCAUCAAGAACAAAAAAUCUGAAGGAGCGCCUGCAGCACCUCAAGGUAGAGGCUUUGGUCGUCCUAUGUAGAAUUACAUAAUUUAUAACAUUUUCACUAAAUCCAUUGACUUUGUACUUUGUACCAUUUUGCUGCAUAAACAAGUAUUUUGCAAGUUUUAUUUAUCUUUUGAAAUGAUUAUGAUUCUAACUCUUGAAUAAAUAUUUAACUUAA